UCUCUUGCCAAGAGAAACAAAUCACACACUUUAGUCACAUCGCUUCUCUGCUCCAACACCUCUCUUGCUCUGCUCUAUUCUCCCCAAAAAAUCAAAACAAAAACGCAAACAAAAUCUUCUGUUUUGGGUUCUUGAUAUUGACCAUCAUCCCUCUUUUGUGUUCUUAUACUCAUAUCCUUGUGUUGAAUUUUUGUAAGCAAGGGUGAUGAUGUUUAUGGUGAUCGGCAGUAGGUGCUCUCACACUUCCCACAUCACUGAAAUCAUAAUCACAAGCUUCUUUCGCCACAAGCUCUAGAUCUCUUCUAUCUCUCCCCAUAGUAUAUAGUUAUAAUACAAGAUUUAAAAGGGGGUAUUUAUCAAGAACUUAUGGGUGUGCCUUGAAAAGAUCUCUGCUUUAUAAUAUAUAAAAAAAUCUGUAGAAUUCGAAGCUAUGAUGGCUCCAGGGAUUCUCUACGGUGGUGCUUCUAAUUUCGAUGGCGUUAUUACUCAGAAACAGAGGGAUAUGUUUUCUUCUACUACUGCGACAAAAGAGCAUCUUGGUUCUCUUUUUGCCCCUGCCUGUUCUUCUUCUUUCUUGGGAUCAAGUUCUAUGGUUAGUUUUCGCGGUGUUAAUGGAGGGAAGAGAUCAUUCUUUGACUCAUUCGAUCAGGAUGACAUUGAAGCUGAUGAAUUAGGGGAGUAUUUUCAUCAAGCGGAGAAGAAGAGGCGACUAACAGACAACCAAGUCCAGUUUCUUGAGAAGAGUUUUGGGGAAGAGAAUAAACUUGAACCUGAAAGAAAAGUUCAGCUUGCUAAAGAACUUGGUCUACAGCCUCGCCAAAUUGCAAUUUGGUUUCAGAAUCGUCGUGCACGAUGGAAGACUAAGCAGCUCGAGAAAGAUUAUGAUGAAUUGAGGAAUAGAUAUGAUACUCUGAAAUCAAAUUACAAUAAUCUUCUCAAGGAAAAAGAAGAUCUUAGAACUGAAGUUUUCCAGCUCACCGAUAAGCUGCUUAUCAAAGAUAAAGGAAAUGGGCAAUUGGCUUUAUGCAAUAUAGAGAAACACUCCGAUGCAAUGGCGAAAGAAACCGUGGUUGAUCCAAUUUCAAAGGUAGAAAUGUUGAAUGUACCGGCUCGGGUUGUUAAACACCCGCAGGAAGAUUUAAGCUCUGUCAAGAGCGAUGUCUUCGACUCAGAGAGCCCACACUACACUAGUGAUUCUGCUCGUGUAUUUGAAACUGAGCAGUCACAUUUAUCUCAGGAUGAUGAUGAAAACUUCAGCAAGACUAUGCUUUCUACUGCCAACCUGCUAAGCAAAGGCGCGGAUGAUGAUUAUCUCGCGACAUCUUCAAAUUUGAGCUACUUUGCAUUUCCAGUUGAAGACCAAGGUUUUGGUUUCUGGACUUAUUAAGUUGAUAAAUGGUUGUAUUUAGUAGCAAUGCGGAAGACUAUUUUAUUGUGUCUGGUAAUGUGUCAUAUAUUUGGAGAGACAUUGUAUAGAAGCACAUUUCUGUAAUAAAUAAAUUCCUGUGUAUGGGUCCAGAACCCAAAUGAGUUUAUAGGUUCUGGUAACAAAACAGUUGGGAACUAUGGCUAUUGCGCUUUGCAAACCUGUUGUUGUGUAGGCUGUAGCUUGUGCUUUAUGUUGUGAAAUUUAACUUUUCUUUGUCAA
Solanum dulcamara is the source of this 1648-nucleotide messenger RNA. RefSeq names its product homeobox-leucine zipper protein ATHB-16-like. Gene Ontology annotation, cellular component: nucleus. The record is from RefSeq and is a predicted model, not a curated record. NCBI's taxonomy places the organism in Eukaryota, Viridiplantae, Streptophyta, Magnoliopsida, Solanales, Solanaceae. The transcript has 3 exons. Gene Ontology annotation, biological process: positive regulation of DNA-templated transcription. Gene Ontology annotation, molecular function: sequence-specific DNA binding; DNA-binding transcription factor activity, RNA polymerase II-specific. The coding region runs from base 431 to 1387 and encodes 318 amino acids.